UCCAGCCUUGCUCUUUCAGAUAGCAACUUGCCCCACAGCCACGCCUUGGGUACAUGAACAAUGCAAUGCCAGCAUCAAAUUUAUAGGGACCCUAAAUUCUGAAGCUAGUGUCAAAUGAAAGUGUUGCAGGGGCAGAGUUGAGGUUUCGGAGUUUGAUGGCGCCCAACCUGAUCAUGGAAUUUCAUGAAAGUGAGAUCAAAUAGAGUCAUGACUAUGAUUUGAAACACAAUGAAAAUGGUUGAAUGAAUCACAUAACUGACGUAAAUGAAAGAGGAUAAAUACUUUUCUACAGUUACCUUGUUUGUAUUGUAACUGUGUAUGCCAUCAUAUAUUCUUUUACUCUAUAUGUAGAGUAAAAGAAUAUUAGAAUUUAGAAGACUGACGUUAGUUUUACCAAGUAUAGUCUUCUAAUGCAUAGGUUCUUUGUCCUUGUGAAGUUGUAAUAGUAAACAUUUCUUGCUGCUCUUUUGAAAGUACUACAGUAAAAUAAAAAAUCAGAAUAUUUAAAUAGAUUCAAAUUUACACGUUAUAUGGUGUAUAUGUAGACGUGUACAGAAUCGAAGCUUCUAUUGAUAUUUGUAUAAUGUCCAUCUCAAUUCUCAGCAAACGCCCAAAAGGUCCUCAACAAAGUCAUUGAGCUUCCAGAAGUCAAAGGUUUCCAGCUUUGGUUCUGGACGCGUAGGGUGUCGCAAAUAAUAUUCUUCCUCCCAAGUCAUUAGGUUAUUCCCCUUAAUAACUUAUUGAAAUUGGCCAUACUCCAAUGGCUUUAUAUACAUAUACAAUCGCACUACAUUUCCAUCAUAACUACCUCAUUUCCAAGUUUCAUCCUAGAAAAGCAAACUCACGAAGCAAAGAAAAACCAGAGAAAGAUGGCUGAGAAGACUCACCAGGCUUAUCCUAUAGCCCCAGCAAAUGCUUACACAAGAAGUGAUGGAGAAUCUUUGGUAUCUGAAGAUGAGCUGAAACGCAAGAAGAGAAUCAAGUUGUUUACCUACAUUGGUAUUUUCAUUGUGUUUCAGAUCAUAGUGAUGACCGUUUUUGGUCUCACUGUGAUGAAAGUCAAGACCCCCAAGGCUAGAUUGGGCGACAUCAGUGUCCAAACUCUCAACUCCGUCCCUGCAACACCUUCAUUCGAUGCAAUGUUCACAACCCAGAUUAGGAUCAAGAACACAAAUUGGGGUCCAUACAAGUUUGAUGCAGGUAGUGCCACAUUUCUGUACCAAGGAGUGGCUAUUGGGCAGGUUGUGAUUCCUAAGAGCAAGGCAGGAAUGCAUUCCACCAAGAAGAUUAAUGCAGAGGUCAGUGUGAAUACUAAUGCAUUGCCGAGCAGUUCUACACUCGGCAGUGAAUUGAACAGUGGGGUGUUGACACUGACCAGCCAGGUUCAAUUGAAAGGAAAAGUCGAAUUGAUGCUCAUCAUGAAGAAAACCAAGAAGGCUUCUAUGGAAUGCACCAUAACAUUUGAUUUGUUUUCAAAGACCGUCAAAGCUUUACAGUGCAAAUGAUCACAAUAUCCGAAAAGUGAGUGCAGGAAGGUGGAGUUAGGCUGCAUCUUUAACUAGCAUUUGAAUUGGGAGAUGAUCAAAGACCAAUUCUUGAUUGUACAGUUACUAUAUUUCUUUGUUCUUUGUGGGAAGCUUUCAUUCUUUGAAGAGUUACAUAAAAAUUUCCUUUACCACUGAGGCCACUGUUUAUCUUUUUGGCUACUAAGUAGCUUUUUUAUCUAUCAUCAUGCCAGAAUAAUCACCUGGGUUUGUAUCUAA
Molecule: messenger RNA, 1763 nt
Organism: Rosa rugosa (rugosa rose)
Lineage: Eukaryota; Viridiplantae; Streptophyta; Magnoliopsida; Rosales; Rosaceae
Exons: 1
Coding region: 870-1505 (211 amino acids)
Source: RefSeq, a predicted model, not a curated record